Messenger RNA from Exophiala oligosperma, 1662 nucleotides. RefSeq lists its product as uncharacterized. The record is from RefSeq and is a predicted model, not a curated record. NCBI's taxonomy places the organism in Eukaryota, Fungi, Ascomycota, Eurotiomycetes, Chaetothyriales, Herpotrichiellaceae. The transcript is spliced from 2 exons. Gene Ontology annotation, molecular function: DNA-binding transcription factor activity, RNA polymerase II-specific; zinc ion binding; DNA binding. Gene Ontology annotation, cellular component: nucleus. Gene Ontology annotation, biological process: regulation of DNA-templated transcription; DNA-templated transcription. The coding region runs from base 1 to 1662 and encodes 553 amino acids.
AUGCGCCCGUCCACGGCCUGUGUCGCAUGUCGGAACCGGCGACGCAAAUGUGAAGUCUCGGCUCCCGGGGCACCAUGCAACUGGUGCAGGCAUAAAAACCUCCUGUGCUCAAUCCUGUCACCGUCGGCCUUCAACGGGCUCUGGUCCAACCCUUCGGCGGAAGUCUCACCAAAGCCUAGCAGUGAUUAUGACCAGGAUCGAGCCAUGAGCCUCGGGGUCCAGUUACCACCAAUGCAGCUCUGCCUCGAGUUGGUCGACUUGUACUUCCGAUAUAUACACGACCUGUUCCACUCCUUGUUUCACCGACCAAGCUUGAUGCAGGACGUGAUCGACGGAACGAUCCCGAAAGUUAUCCUGUUCGCCAUCAUCAGUCUUUCCGCCCGCUUUUCGGACGACCCCAUGUUCGUCGGAAUCGACCCCAGACUCAGGGGCAGACAGUACGCCCAGGCAGCACAAGACCUGCUCGACCUGCGCGAGGUGUCGCUGUCGACGAUCCAAGCGUGCGUCCUCUUGGGUGCAUUCGCCAUCACCGAAGGAGAAGCUUCGACCGAGGCGGUCUUUUACGGGAUAGCCUGCCGGAAUGCCCUCCUCCUGGAUCUCCCCAACAUGCAGGCGUCCUCACCUGUGGAGAAAGAAGUCAACCGUCGCGCUUGGUGGACGUUGUGCAUGAUCGACGUCUGGUCGUCGAACGGAGUGCGCAUCCCUCGCGCGCUGACACCUCGCUCCGAGGUCCCGUACCCGAUGGAAGAGACGGUGUUUCUCCGCCUGAGACGCGACGGCACCACGGCCCCCAACGACCACCUCCCCGAUCCGACGACGAUGCAGAUGCAAGAAAGCGAGUCGUCCCUGCUGACGCAAAUGGUCAAGCUCAACGCCAUCCUGGUGGAGAUCAGCACGGUCAACCAGAUGGCGGCCGCGGCGUUCGCCCACAGCCCCGGCGUCAACGAUUUCAACCACCAGGGCGCCGUCGAGAAACUCGCCCGCAGCCUCGACGAGUGGCACGAGUCCCUCCCCGUCGACCUCCGAGACACGGACGCCAACAUGAAGCGGCACACCUCGAUGGGGUUGGGCCCCAUGUUCGUCGCCGUCUGGGUCGGGUACUACCACUACGGCCAACUGCUGUACUACCCUUACCUCCACGAGGACUCGUACGACGACGACGACGACGAUGUCGGUGUCGACGACAAGGACGCCGUCUUCCGGGCCCCGGCGUCCACCGCCGCCCGGUACUACGCCAACAAGUGCAAGGCCAGCGCCAUCGGCCUGUGCGAACUCUUGUACCGGGCCUACUCGACCCCCUGGUGCGAGGUGUACUACACCAUGGUCGGGCACGUCCUGGUCAUCGCCUCCACCGUCCAACUCCACACCCUGCUCUUCGGCGUCGACGACGCCCAGAUCCGCUCCGCCCGCGGCCGGCUCGAGCAGAAUUUCGAGAUCCUCACCAAGCUCCAGACCUACUGGCCCACGCUGGACGUGUGCUUCACCCGCUUCCGCGAGUUCCACAAGGCCUGCCAGAACUACAAGCAGACCUCGUUCCGCAUGGACCGGUGGAUGUUGCAGUUCCUCUUCGAGUUCGCCAAGCCCGUCCGCGAAAAGGACCCGGAUGACCUGGCCGAGUUGAGGCCUUGGUCCAUGAAGGAGCUUGGAUUUAGUCCAUUCUAA